AGAGUCACAGAGUGGCAUAAGGUAAAUAGCGGCGUUCCUCAAGGCUCUGUAUUACAGGAAUUUGUCACAGCAUUGAGGGAUGUGAAGAAAGCAGUGGAUGACAUACACCGGGAAGUGAGUGCCACGAAUGAAGUGUGUGUGGACGUGAAGUCUCGACUCCAGGCCACAAAAUCAGAGACUCGGCACCUCAUCCACCAGACGACCUCACUCCAGAACCGGAGCAACAAGCUACACAUGCAGAAGACAGUGGCUGAGGCAUUUGUGAGGUGCUUCCAAUUGACACCAGAUGAGGUAGCCACCAUCAAGGGGUCCACCAGAGAGUCUCCCAUCACCCCAGAGUUCUUUACCAUCUUGGACAAGACACAGAAGAUACGCAGCAACACCAAGUACCUCCUGCAGACGGGCCACCAAAACACUGCCUUGGACAUGGCGGAGCAAAUGAACGUGUGCCGUGAAGCAGGUCUGGAGAGGCUGUACCGCUGGUGUCAGGGGCAGUGUUGCUCCCCAGACCCCUCACCUUUGCUCACACAAGCCUUAGCAGCUCUGCAGGAGAGACCAGUGCUUUUCAACCUGGUGGUGGAGGAGUGGAUGGUGGUGGUGAGAUGAGGAUGGCUGGUGAGGGGCUUCCUGGAUGCUCUCACCAUAGGAGGACCUGGAGGAGCACCACGACCCAUACAGCUGCAGGCACAUGACCCCCCCCCUGCACUACGUGGGGGACAUGCUGGCAUGGGUGCAUCAGCCCCUCCCUUCUGAACGUGAGGCGGCCCAAUCACUUUUUGCCAAGUACUCCAAUCUAGACCCAACAGAGCAGACAAGGAGUACUGUGGCCAGCGUAUCGGAGAGUGUUUGCCGUCCUCCUAGAACCAGAAUUGAGCAGACGAUUGUGACAGACCAGCGUCGGGAGGGAAGCAAGAAACCCGUCAUGUUGUACAAGAUAAGCAACCUCCUCAGAUUCUAUCACAACACUGUUUUGCAGGUGACUGAUGCAGGACUGCUGGUGGCCACUCUUGAUGAACUCCACCAGCUAAGCUACAAGAUGUUUUUAUAUCAGCACUGCAGAGUCAAGUGAGCCAUGUGAGUGAGUGAGAGGAUAGAGCCGCCAGGAGAGACACUGGCACCCACACCUGGAGUGGCAUGCACCCUGAGUCUGCUCACUGAGGUGGUUACUGCCGCCACUGUGGCUGACGACGCACACCAUGAUUGUAAGCAGAUUGUGAGUUGUGUGGUGGAUCCUCUGAUGAAUGCGAUAAGUGAGAAUGCAACUGGACUGGGUGCAGUGGAGUCUGCUGUGUAUCUGCUCAACUGCUUCCACCAGCUGCACACCACUGGGGAUAAACUAGAGAUGAUCCAGGGACAGAUUGACGCCCAGCUGGACACACUGAGCCAGGAGCAGAUCAAUGGGGUGUGUGUGUCAUAGCAUGGGAGUGGCCACCAUGUACCCACUGAUCACCAACCCUCCCACCACACCUCUCUCCCAGCACCCAUCGUGUCAGCCUUUGGCCAUACAGGCAUUCAUGACCAAGCUGGAUGGGUUCCUGGCUGCCCCUGACCAUCUCAUGCUGCCCCACACCAGGCUGCUGCUCUCCUCCUCCUUCAGACGGUCCCUGCAACAGUGCACAGCAGAGGCAGUGUGCACAGUUUACAAGCAGCUGCAUGAUAUAGUCCAUAACCCAACCCAUGGCUACACAGACCCCAGUUCCCUCCUGCCCAGUGACCCUGAGACUGUGAAAACCCUCCUCUCCUAGCAGGAAUGCUCUUGGCUGGGUCACUGUUGUUGAUUUGUUGAAAGUUUUGUCCUGUUAGCGGCACAACCAGCAUGCCCGACUCAGCCACUUUGCUGAAAGCCACCAGAAGAUUGUGUGAGCAUGGUGGUGGUGAUGCCAGACCUGCUGCCACUGUCAAGAAUGGUGAAACUAAAGAAAAAUCAAUUAAAUCUCAGAAUCUGGAAACCCAGAUAGAAGACCAUAAGCCACUUCAGGGGACAGAGAGAAAGAAGACUGGAGAGUCUGACUCACAUGUCUUAAAACAUGAGUCCAGUGUAAAAGAGAAAGCUGCUGCAGAGAAACAAGACAAGAAGACAUCUAGCCACAAGAAACUACAUGAUCUUCUUUCAUCUUUGGCUAGUACUGACCCCAUAUUCCUGUGGAGCCUCAAGUGCAGCCGUCACGUCCCAAAGCUCGGAAGAAGACCAAAACUGCAGGAAAAGGCAAAUUAUCCCCGGUAUCAGAGCCUGACCUUGAACCUGAGCUUGUUUUAGCAACCAAAGAAGUGGCUAAAAGUCUUGGUGGGGAUGUGAAGGAAACUGAGUCGGAGCUUCUGUCCACCUUGCGCCUCCACUCUUCAGAGACUACCACUGGCACUGCCCCAUCUCUCAGUGAAAUUGUUUGU
Messenger RNA from Scylla paramamosain (green mud crab), 2388 nucleotides. RefSeq names its product conserved oligomeric Golgi complex subunit 6-like. The record is from RefSeq and is a predicted model, not a curated record. The coding region runs from base 235 to 606 and encodes 123 amino acids. NCBI's taxonomy places the organism in Eukaryota, Metazoa, Arthropoda, Malacostraca, Decapoda, Portunidae. The transcript is spliced from 14 exons. Gene Ontology annotation, biological process: intra-Golgi vesicle-mediated transport. Gene Ontology annotation, cellular component: COG complex.